Acanthocheilonema viteae is the source of this 402-nucleotide messenger RNA. The record is from the annotation of a GenBank genome assembly. NCBI's taxonomy places the organism in Eukaryota, Metazoa, Nematoda, Chromadorea, Rhabditida, Onchocercidae.
AUGAAAAGUGCGGAGAGCUUAAGCAUAAAUUAUAGCCCGCAUGAUUUAUCAUUUGAGCCAACGAAGUAUUUAGUUUUUAAUGCUCCAUAUGAUUUCGAAAAUCUAACAUAUUUCAUACGUAUUCGUAAUACGUCAACGAAACAUAUUGCAUACGCCAUUAAAAGUAACGCAAUACCACGCGUUUUUGCAACUCCGCCGUGCGGCAUCUUACCACCAAAACAGAAAUGCGAUAUCGCAGUUACCGUUAAGAAAAUGGACAAAUUUACUGAACAAUUAGUUCAAAAUGAUCGACUUGCAUUUGACUAUGUAUUCUGUCCACCUGAAACAAAACAAUUUAAAUUCAAAUUGCUACAGACUGAAAUGCGACGAAGGAAAAACAUUUAUAUCAAAUAUAACCCAUAA